Plasmodium gallinaceum is the source of this 4353-nucleotide messenger RNA. RefSeq names its product conserved Plasmodium protein, unknown function. The record is from RefSeq and is a predicted model, not a curated record. Bases 1 to 4353 code for a protein of 1450 amino acids. The transcript has a single exon. Lineage: Eukaryota; Apicomplexa; Aconoidasida; Haemosporida; Plasmodiidae.
AUGAUAAAAAAAGCUACAAAUAUUUUAUGCUUUGAUUAUUAUAUAAUCAAAAAUGACAAAUAUUUAAGAAAGUGGCCAUUAAUUGAAUUCAAAAGAUAUUUACAUUUAGCAAAUAUUUAUUACUCUUUUAUAAAUAAAAAUAAGAAAAUUAAUUCAAAUAUAUAUAAUAUGAAUUGUGUAGAAAUAUAUAAAUAUAGUUGUUUUUUACAAAAAGGGAAUAUUAAUAAUGCAAAUAUUUAUAAAAAGAUUAACAAAAGAGUAGAAAUGAUAUAUAAAUUUUUAACUCCGUCAAAAAUUAUAUUGUUAAUUAGAUUAUAUUUAGAAAAUUCAAAUUUAAAUAUAUAUCGUAAUACUUUUAACUGUCUUAUAGAAGGAACGCUAACAAAGUUAAAUGAAUUUAAUCUGGAUGAAAUAGUUAAAUUGUAUAGUGUAAUUAGUAAGAUAGAGAAUAAUCAAACCAUUGUUUAUCUUUUUAAAUAUUUUAAUAAUCAUUUAAUUAAUAAUUAUACAUAUAUUGAUGUGAAGUCUUUUACAAUAAUUUUAAAUUCUCAUGCAAAAUUAAAAAUUAGAGAUAUUAAAUUAAUAAACAAAUUCUUAAAUAUCAUAUUUCAAAAUAACUUAUCUUUUGAUAUUAUAAAUUAUUCAAUUUUGUUCAAUUCUUUUUAUAAGCUAAGGAUAAUUGAUAACGAUUUCAUAAAUAAAUUAGUUAUGCAAUUUUUAAAUGAGAUAGAUAUUUGGAUUAAAAAUCGACAACAGGCAAAUUUAAAAGAUGAUAAUUGUUCUAAUAAGGAAAAAUUAAUAAUAAAUAAAUUCAUUAAUUAUUACCCUCAUCAUAUUUGUAAUAUUCUGUUGUUUUUUACCAUUUAUAACAUUAAUAAAAUUGCUAACUUUAAUUAUUCAAAAGAAGAUGAAAAUGAAAUAAAUUUCAAUAAUAACAUUUAUAUAAACUUUUUAUUUGAGUUACUAAUUGAAAAAAAAAAUUUAUUAAAGUGUGAAGAAAUUUUAAUUUUAUGUCAAGUUUUAAAAUCUUUUAAGAUAAAAAACAAUAUUUUAACUAAUCACAUAGAAAAGGAAUUAAUAAAUUAUUUUAAUUAUAUAAAAGAAGAAAAAAAACACUUCAAUAAAAUUCAAAAAUUAAAAAAUAUAAAUGAUAUUAUUCUAUUUAAUGAUGAUGCAGUUAUAAAAGUUUUAUUUGAUCUUUGCACGUUUUACAACGAUAUAAAUAUAUAUUAUGAAAGUGUACAAUAUUUUCUUCAAAGAAAGAAAAAAGUUGAUUUUAAUUCAUCUUUAUUAUUAUUAUAUAUAUAUUCAGAAAUAAAUCAUAUUGAUUGUCAAAUGUUUAAUUUAUUAAUUCAUGUUUUAAAUAAAAAUUAUUUGAAAAAUUUCCAAGUAGAAAACAUAUGUCUCUUAAUUAGAUCUUUUUAUAAAUUAAGUCUAAACAAUCAACAUUAUUUCAAAUACAACCAAAUUAAAGAAAAAAAUAUCCGAAAUCAAAAUGAAAAUACAUUAGCCAACGAUAUCAGUAAUCCAAAUGUAGAUAAUUUUUAUAAAGUAUCUAGCUUAAAUAGCUCAAAUAAUUACGAUAAUAAAAAUGUAAUAUGUGAAAAUCUUCAUGAAAAAAAUACACUAGAUGAUAAGGAAAUAGUUUGUUCUAAUGAAUAUUAUUUUACUAAAACUUCUAAAAAUUUAGAUGAUAUAUUUUAUAAAAUUCAUAUGUUAUCUGAUAACGUUUAUUCUAAAUUAGAAAAAGAAUUAUUAGAAAAAAAAAUAGAAUUAAAUGAAUCUAAUAUAAGCCAACUAUGUAAGAUAUUAUAUUACUCGGUUUUUUUAAGAAAAUUAACAUUUCUUAAUAAUGUAAUUAAUAUAUUCAUAAAUAAAGAAGAUAUAAAUGGAUUUAAAAAUAUUUUAAAUAUUUUAUAUUCCUAUUGUUAUGUUAAAAAAAAUUUGUACAUUAAUUUAAAUGAAAUACGUCUUCUAAAAGAAAAUAAAAAUUUUUCAAAAAAAUGUGAUCAUGUGUUAAAAAAUUAUAAUUAUCUAAUAAAUAAAAGAGGUUAUAAUAAUGAACUAAAAAAUAUGAUAUAUUUUAUUUUUAUACAAUGUAAAUUGAAUGAUUACAGUUAUAUUAAUGUAGACUUUAUAAAUGUAUUACUUAACUCUUUUUUUUUAAAUAUACAUUUAUUAUCAAUAUUACUUAAUAGUCUGAUUUGCAAAGAUUUAAAUAUUUUAAUUAAUUUUCCUAAAGAUAAUCAAAGAGAAGAAAUGUCAAAAAUAUAUAAUAUGGAUUUUUGUAAUGAUUUAAAGAAUAACACUCUUAUAUUAAUUAAAAAUGUCGAUAUUUUUUAUGAUAUGAAACUAUAUAAUCAAAUUUUAUUACAAAUUAAUAAACUUAUUUUGAAAUGCCAAAACAUUUAUGAUAUAACACGAAUUUUUAAUUCUUCGUUCAUAUUUUUAAACUAUAUAGAAAAAUGUAAAAAUGAAAAUAAAUUAGAUUAUGAUAUUUUACAAGGAGAAAAAUAUAUACACUCUAUAUUAAAAAAAAUAGAAAAAAAUUUUAUAGAAAAUUAUAGUUUAUAUAAUAAUGAAUAUAUUAUACUAUUAUCAGCUAUAUCUAUAUACAAUAAUAAUUAUUUUUAUAUCCCUUUUUCAUUUUUUUUUGAGUAUUUUAAUUUUUAUGCCUUUAAAAAUUUCAUAUCAUAUUUAAUAUUAUUAAGUAAUGAUGAAGAAAUUAAAUAUAUCUCCAAUUGUAUAUUUUCCAUGAUUAAUUAUUCCAAAUGUAAAAAAUAUAAUAAAAAACAAGAUAUAGAAGAUUUUUAUUCUUUUCAUAUAUCUCAAAUUAUAAAUAAUAUCAAAAACAGUAAUGAUAAUAGCUUAAGUUCCUUUAAAAUCAAUAAUAUAGUGAAUAUAUAUAAAUUAAUGUUAAUUAAUAACGACAUUUUAAAUAAUUCUUUUUUUAAAAAAAUUAAAGAUCUAUAUUUAUUCUCGUUUGAAAUUAAUUCUAUUUUACUGAAUAAUCUUUCAUUAAAUGAAUUAAAUAAUUUUUGCUUGUUACUUGUAAAAAAAAAAGAACCAAAUACAUUUUUAUUUAAAUAUGUUUUAAAAAAGAAUUAUGAAUAUCUGAAUUCAAAAAAUGAAGUAUUAAAUUAUGAUUAUAUUAUUAAUUUAUUAAAUAUUUCUAUAAAUUUAAAAAAAUAUAAUUUUUCAGUAAAUGAUCAAAUUAUAAUUAAUACUAUAUUAAAAAAUGUUGAAAAUUUUAAAACACUACAUCAAAUAAAUACACUUUUACAAAACAUAUAUUUAAUUAAAACUGUAAAUGAUUAUAAUAAUUUAAUAAAAGAAUUAUUUUUUUAUGUUAAGAAAAUAUACAUGAACUAUUUUGUAAAUAAUGAAACAAUCAAUUUAAAUGAAGUUGUGUAUUUGUUAUAUUUAUCAUAUAGUUUUAAUAAUUCUGAAAUUUUUUAUAAUAUGUUUCAAUUAUUUGGAGAAAAAUUUUUUAAAUUAAAAAAAAUUAUUGUUCAUCAGAAGAAAAAAUAUAAUUUUGUAAAUAGUUUAACAAAUACAUUUUUCAUCGCUAAAAAAAUUUAUUCUCUAAAUGAAAAUGCAAAUCUAAAUUUAUACAAUGUUUCAUAUAAAUUUUUAGAAGACAGUAAUUUAAAUGAUGAAUAUAUAAUAUAUAUAGAUGAUGAACCACAUAAAAAUAAUAUAGAAACAAAUAUAAAUGAAGAAAACAAUAUAAUGAAAAAAAAUGCAUUAUUAUCAGAUUCUACAAGUAAACUAAAUAACAUAAAUUGCAAUAAGAUAAUAGAACCACCAAUAAAUUGUGAUGAAAAUAAACAUAUGCAUUAUAAUAUCAACGAAAUAUAUGAAAUAAAGGAUACAAAAAAUGUACUUUAUAUUAAUGAUUACACUUUUAUUAUUUUAUUUUUACUGUUAGACUUAAUUAAAAAUGAAAAAAAAAUUGAAAGUGUAAAAUUUUAUAGUUUUAUUUUUACAGUAUUUAAAGAUUAUAUAUAUUUCUUAAAUAAAGAAGUAAUAAUUGAAUGUUUAUAUAUUUAUUUUUUUUCACAAAUUAAUAAUGAAUUGUCAUACGAAUGUAAAGAAGUUAAGAUGAAGAAUUUUAAUAAUGAUCCUAUUUAUAAUGUAUUAAAUAUUUUAAUAACCUUUAUUCAUAAUUUAGAAAUAUCUUCAGUUUUAAAGUUGUCCUUUAUUUAUAUUAAUUUAUUUUUCUUUUCUCAUAAAAACUGUCAAGUAAAAGAAAAUACUAAAAUUCUUUUUGAACAUAUUAAAAAAAAAAAAAAUUCAAUAGAAAAAAAUAAUAUAUUAUAUGAUCAACUGAAAAAAUAUGAAAAUAUUUAA